AUGUCGUCACUUGCCUUUAGAUCAUUGAAAAAUGGGUUGGGCUUGAAAAAUACCGUUAGAGCCUUGUCUACAUCGACAUCUAAUUUAACCAACUACCAGCACCCAGACUACUCAUCAUACUUGAACAACAAGACUCCACAAGCAAGUAGAAAUUUCACCUACUUUAUGGUGGGUUCGAUGGGUUUGUUAUCUGCAGCUGGAGCCAAAUCAAGUGUCGAUGCUUUUCUUUCUUCUUUAGCAGCAUCUGCUGAUGUGUUGGCCAUGGCAAAAGUUGAGGUGAAAUUGGGCGCAAUACCAGAAGGUAAAAACGUGAUUGUCAAGUGGCAAGGUAAGCCAGUUUUUAUUAGACACAGAACACCAGAGGAAAUAGAAGAGGCCAACGACGUGGAUCUAAGUAAAUUGAGAGACCCUGAAACAGAUGCUCAACGUGUAAAAAAACCAGAAUGGUUAAUUAUGUUGGGUAUUUGUACGCAUUUGGGUUGUGUUCCUAUUGGUGAGGCUGGUGAUUACGGUGGAUGGUUCUGUCCAUGUCAUGGUUCCCAUUACGAUAUUUCAGGAAGAAUUAGAAAGGGACCAGCACCAUUGAACUUGGAAAUCCCUGCAUACGAAUUCACCGAUGACCUGACCUUAAUUGUUGGUUAA
Lodderomyces oxycetoniae is the source of this 642-nucleotide messenger RNA. RefSeq names its product ubiquinol--cytochrome-c reductase catalytic subunit (gene RIP1). The record is from RefSeq and is a predicted model, not a curated record. NCBI's taxonomy places the organism in Eukaryota, Fungi, Ascomycota, Pichiomycetes, Serinales, Debaryomycetaceae. Bases 1 to 642 code for a protein of 213 amino acids. The transcript has 2 exons. Gene Ontology annotation, molecular function: quinol-cytochrome-c reductase activity; 2 iron, 2 sulfur cluster binding. Gene Ontology annotation, cellular component: membrane. Gene Ontology annotation, biological process: mitochondrial electron transport, ubiquinol to cytochrome c.